Messenger RNA from Saimiri boliviensis boliviensis (Bolivian squirrel monkey), 2598 nucleotides. The record is from RefSeq and is a predicted model, not a curated record. NCBI's taxonomy places the organism in Eukaryota, Metazoa, Chordata, Mammalia, Primates, Cebidae.
CAAACCAGACAGCACCUUUAGAGGCCGUGUAGCGUCGCUGUUACUCCGAGGAGAGAUCAGUCGGUAGAGGAGAAGUCGAGGUUAGAGAGGACUGGGAGGCACUUUGCUGUCUUCAAUCGAAGUUGAGGGUGCAAAAAUGCAGAGUAAUAAAACUUUUAACUUGGAGAAGCAAAACCAUGCUCCAAGAAAGCAUCAUCAUCACCACCAGCAGCAGCACCACCAACAGCAACAGCAGCAGCCACCACCACCGCCAAUACCUGCAAAUGGGCAACAGGCCAGCAGCCAAAAUGAAGGCUUGACUGUUGACCUGAAGAAUUUUAGGAAACCAGGAGAGAAGACCUUCACCCAACAAAGCCGUCUCUUUGUGGGAAAUCUUCCUCCCGACAUCACCGAGGAAGAAAUGAGGAACUUUGAGAAAUACGGAAAGGCAGGCGAAGUCUUCAUUCGUAAGGAUAAAGGAUUUGGCUUUAUCCGCUUGGAAACACGAACCCUAGCAGAGCUGGACAAUAUGCCACUCCGUGGAAAGCAGCUGCGUGUGCGCUUUGCCUGCCAUAGUGCAUCCCUUAGAGUUCGAAACCUUCCUCAGUAUGUGUCCAACGAACUGCUGGAAGAAGCCUUUUCUGUGUUUGGCCAGGUGGAGAGGGCUGUAGUGAUUGUGGAUGAUCGAGGAAGGCCCUCGGGAAAAGGCAUUGUUGAGUUCUCAGGGAAGCCAGCUGCUCGGAAAGCUCUGGACAGAUGCAGUGAAGGCUCCUUCCUGCUAACCACAUUUUCUCGUCCUGUGGCUAUGGAGCCCAUGGACCAGUUAGAUGAUGAAGAGGGACUUCCAGAGAAGCUGGUUAUAAAGAACCAGCAAUUUCACAAGGAACGAGAGCAGCCACCCAGAUUUGCACAGCCUGGCUCCUUCGAGUAUGAAUAUGCCAUGCGCUGGAAGGCACUCAUUGAGAUGGAGAAGCAGCAGCAGGACCAAGUGGACCGCAACAUCAAGGGGCUAGAGAUGGAGCUGGAGGCUGCACACCAUGAGCAUCAUGUCAUGCUAAUGAGACAAGAUUUGAUGAGGCGCCAAGGAGAACUUCGGAGGAUGGAAGAGCUGCAUAACCAAGAGGUGCAAAAACGAAAGCAGCUGGAGCUCUGGCAGGAGGAAGAGCACAGGCGCCGCGAGGAAGAGAUGCGGCGACAGCAAGAAGAAAUGAUGCUGCGACAGCAGGAAAGAUUCAAGGGAACCUUCCUUGAUGCGAGAGAGCAGGAGAUUCAGAUGGGUCAGAUGGCUAUGGGAGGUGCUAUGGGCAUAAACAACAGAGGUGCCAUGCCCCCUGCUCCUGUGCCACCUGGUACCCCAGCUCCUCCAGGACCUGCCACUAUGAUGCCGGAUGGAACUUUGAGAUUGACCCCACCAACAACUGAAUGCUUUGGUCAGGCUGCUACGAUGGAAGGAAUUGGGGCAAUUGGUGGAACUCCUCCUGCAUUCAACCAUGCAGCUCCUGGAGCUGAAUUCGCUCCAAACAAACGCCGCCGAUACCAAUAAAGUUGCAGUGUCUGGUUUCUCAAAACCCUUAAAAGAAGGGACCCUUUUUGGAUUAGCCAGAAUUCUACCCUGGAAAAGUGUUAGGGAUUCCUUCCAAUAGUUAGAUCUACCCUACCUGUACUAUAGGGAGUAUGCUGGGGCAGAGGGCAAGGGAGGGGUGGUAUAAACAAACCAUGUGUGGUAUAAUGUUUAAUCAGUUCUGUGUGGUGCAUUCCUGAAAUCUCAGAUGUGAUUGUUGAACGCCUGGGGAAAUCAUGGCAAAGUGGAUACAGUUAGAGUUCAUUAUCUUGAUCAUUCUGGGUUUUUUUUUUUUUUGUUGUUCGAUCUUGUUUCAUUUGCUUGCUUCCCGCCCACCUGGAGACAGUCUCUCUCACCCAGGCUGGAGUGCGGUGGUGCGAUCUUGGCUCACUGCAACCUCCGCCUCCUGAGUUCAUUUGUCCAGGCUAGUCUUGAACUCCUGACCUCGUGAUCCACCUUCCUCAGCCUCCCAAAGUGCUGGGAUUACAGGCGCGAGCUACUUUGCCCAGCCUCAUUUGCUUUCUUAUCCUUAACACUCCCCAGCCCCAGAGAAAUUGCCACAUACACCACAAAAACCAAACAUCCCCCAGUGACCUUAGCCCCAUUGCUCCAUUCACUCCCAGGGGAGAAUUCAGGCAGUCCACAAAGGUCACAGGCAACGAACAUACGGUUGUGUUAUAUCCCAUAUAUUACCCCUUCAUGUCCUAAAGAAGACAUUUUCUCUUAGAGAUUUUCAUUUUAGUAUAUCUUAAAAAAAAAAUCUUGUGUUAACUUGCCUCCAUCUUUUUCUUGGGUGAGGAUGCCCAGGAAUGACCCUUUUGUGUCUAUGAUGUUACUGUUCACAGCUUUUCUUGAGAGGCCUAGUAUAAUCUUGGGAACAGGGUUGCUGUAUACUGAAAGCCUGACAGUAGCUCUUAGAUUCACCUAUCUCAGGUAGUCACGCUGUGCAUUUUUUUCAUCAGUGUACCGUGUUUGAUUUGUCUGAAAAAUUUGGAGUUUUUCUGAGAAAUGGAACAGUAAUGCAGCAUCGACUUAUUAAAGUACAUUUUAAGCCUUUU